Archocentrus centrarchus (flier cichlid) is the source of this 2312-nucleotide messenger RNA. Its product is annotated as glypican-5-like. Gene Ontology annotation, biological process: positive regulation of canonical Wnt signaling pathway; regulation of protein localization to membrane; cell migration. Gene Ontology annotation, cellular component: plasma membrane; extracellular region; cell surface. The transcript is spliced from 11 exons. Lineage: Eukaryota; Metazoa; Chordata; Actinopteri; Cichliformes; Cichlidae. The record is from RefSeq and is a predicted model, not a curated record. Bases 128 to 2008 code for a protein of 626 amino acids.
GCCUGACGGUGGGCUCCACACGGACUCACUGGCUGCAGAUGAAGUUUUCAGUCACACUGCACGGUGGGACUUUCAGGAAUUCAUAUUAACCAGUUCAGACUCUCUAACUUCUCACUGACAUGUUGCGAUGUUCCGUGCAGCCUUUCAAAGCGUGGACUUGUUUUGGGUAAUUUUGCUGUACCUCGUUUUUUUGCCGGAGACUGGCUGUAGAUCAGCCGAUGCAGACAGCUGUCAUGAGGUGAAGACAGCCUACAUGAUGCGCCAAAUAGGCCCGGUGGAACUGGUGCCAGACAGACCGGGACCAGAUGAGUCUCUCCGAGUGUGCGUCCACCCUGGGCCCAGCUGCUGUACCAGUAAGAUGGAGGACAGCUACGUGGCAGCUGUUCGCGGUGAAACGCAGCAGAAGAUGCGAUCUUACAGUUUCGAACUCAAGUACCUGAUUGCUGGACACAUCAAGGCUUACCAAGAAAACUUUGAGUUGCUUCUUUCUUUUACAUCCAAUCUGACCAGCACUCUGUUUGACAGUGCCUACGCUGCCCUGGCAUCCGACUGUCGCCCUUUUGUGUUUAAGCUGUUCAGUGACAUCAAACGGCACCUUUCUGGAGACUCUAAUUCUUCCUUGGACAGUGCUGUGCGUCGAUUCUACAAUGACCUCUUCCCACUGGUCUAUCGCCGCCUGCUCAACCCUGGCAUAGGGCGUACAUCAGUCCAUACCUAUAACUCCCUUUCACCCAGUCAUGAUGACUGCUUGCGAAUGACACGGCAGGACGUCAGCCCAUUUGGACCCCAUCCUCGCCUACUCGUCAGUAGCUUGUCACGGGCACUCGGGCCUGGUCGAGUGCUCAGUCAACUGCUGAGACUAGCUGGAGAGGUUGUGAAUGCGACAGAGAAGGUGACGUUAUCUAGAGAGUGUGUGCGGGGGUUAGUGAGGAUGCAGUAUUGUUCCCACUGCAGAGGGCUCACACUGAUACGGCCCUGUACUGGAUUAUGUAUCAACAUCAUGAGAGGAUGUCUGGUUGGUGUAUCUGAGCUGGGUGGCCCCUGGGGGAAUUUGGUGGUAUUGCUCCAGCGGCUAGCUGCCACUUUAGCAACCAGCAGCAACCAUAACAGCAUGGAGUUAGCUCUCUUAGCAGUCAGACACCAUGUAAAUGAUGCCAUACUGCACGCUCAGCUGCACGGGCCACGCAUCACAGCCACAGUAGAGAAGGUGUGUGGCACCCAGGGAGCUGGCCCCAUGAUGAUGGAACUACAGUCUACUACCUUGCACACUACAACAUCAGUAACCUCGGAGAGGUCUCCUGUGACUUUGCCUCCAUCAGUUGGUCCACCAUCUCAUCGGCGUUUGCGGCUGCAAUCCCGCAGGUCAUUCCCUCUUAAAGGUACCAGAGGAGACAAGAGUGGGAACCUGAAAAAAUUAUCAAGGGAGUUUGAGGGCUCUAUCCAGCGGUACCAGUGGUUUUUCACAGAGCUGCCUGAGAUGCUUUGUGAAAGCGAGAUGGAAGUGGAGCAGCACACAUGCUGGAGCGGCCAAGAUGUCGUAGAGAGUUAUGCAGGUCGUGUGGUUGGCAGCACUUUAAAAGCCCAGAGGGAGAACCCAGAGCUGACCGUGCGUAAUACAGAUCCCAUCCUGAAAAGCGCGAAACAGAGGCUGGAACACCUGACACAGGAGCUAUUAGUGGAGCUGGGCUGGGUGAGCAAAGCAAGAGGAAGGGCAGAGGAAGAGGAGGGAGGGAGUGCCCAGACAGAUGGAGGCAGUGGAGACAACUGUGAUGAUGAAGAUGGCUGUGAAGCAUCUGGUGAAGAGAGCGGGGAUGAGACAGGUGAUGCAUUCAGCGGUCGUAGUCCAGUAGGAAAGGAAAGGGCACCUCCUCAUCGUCGCCCAGUCCGUCCUCAUCUCCUCUCACCUACGCAGGUGGCUGUUAAAGGCUCUGCUCACAUGAUGACUCCCGAACCUUUGACCCUGCUCGCUCUGCUGCUCUUACUGCUGUCACCAUGGGAACAACGCUGAUGAGGAAGAGACAGAUCUGGGACUGGUCAGAGACAGGAAACAUUGAAAGACUGUUUGUUUUUGUUUUUUUGUUCAUUCUUUUGUGAUGCUGAGUACCUUCUGUAAGCACAGCUCAACCGAUAUGAUUGUUAUGUUGUUCUGGAUCACCUGGCCGUUGGUUUACGACAGCUACAGGUGCACAGUAUGCAUUUUUGUAUUACCUGUACUUACCUCUACAUGUGUUCAUUUGUAUUUAACUUUUAUAGAAUAGACUGCCAGCACUACUGACUUUUUUUUUUGAAGAGAUAUGUAAAUACAAAUAUAU